This is a messenger RNA of Microthlaspi erraticum, 2607 nucleotides long. The record is from the annotation of a GenBank genome assembly. NCBI's taxonomy places the organism in Eukaryota, Viridiplantae, Streptophyta, Magnoliopsida, Brassicales, Brassicaceae.
AUGGUAGGAUCGGAUCACCGACCGAUCCUGGCAACCAUAGAUAAUAAGAUCCCUAAAGCGCGGCGGCAAUUCCGAUUUGAUAAACGAUGGAUUGGACAAGAUGGAUUUUCGGAGGCAAUUAAACGAGGUUGGUUGGAGAAUCAAACAAAUGCGGAAUCAAAUGUAGUGGAUAUGAUCCGUAAAUGCCGUCAUGAAAUUUCUCGAUGGCGGCACGAAAAUAAACCAUAUGGAAAGGAAAAAAUAGCGGAACUACAGAAAGCUCUUGAAGAAAUUCAAAAUGAUGAUCUUCGAACCCAGGAAGAUCUGGAUGAAAUCACACAAAAAUUGAAGGAAGCUUACCGAGAUGAGGAACAAUACUGGAAGCAAAAAAGCCGUAAUCUCUGGCUUAAGGAUGGGGAUUUAAAUACAAAAUUUUAUCAUGCAACCACGAAACAGAGAAGAGCGAUAAACAGGAUGGUCGGUUUACAUGAUAAGACGGAUAACUGGGUUACCGGGGAAAAAGAGAUGGAAAAGGUGGCGGUUGAUUAUUUCUCGGAUUUAUUUACGACUACUUCCCCAGAUGAUUUCACGGACAUACUUGAAGGUAUUCCAGCGGUGAUCACGGAAACCGAUAAUGCACUGCUAAUGCGCCCAGCGUCGGAAGAGGAAGUGCGGGCGGCUCUGUUUCUGAUGAACCCGGAGAAAGCUCCCGGACCGGACGGGAUGACGGCCUUAUUUUUUCAAAAAUCAUGGCCGUUAAUAAAAACGGAUAUUUUGGGGCUUAUUAAUGAUUUCUUGAUAACGGGAGCCUUUGAUGACAGAUUAAAUUUGACGAACAUCUGCUUAAUCCCAAAGACAGAGCGUCCUACCCGGAUGACGGAACUGCGCCCAAUUAGUCUAUGUAAUGUGGGCUAUAAAAUUAUCUCUAAAGUAUUAUGUGAGAGGUUGAAAACGGUACUAUCCCAGCUAAUUUCGGAGACCCAGUCAGCUUUUGUCCCAGGGAGACUGAUCUCGGACAAUAUUCUGAUAGCACAAGAAAUGUUUCAUGGCCUAAGGACAAACAAGUCUUGUAAGGGAAAGUAUAUGGCGGUAAAAACUGAUAUGAGCAAAGCGUAUGAUCGAGUUGAGUGGCAAUUUGUUGAAGCCACAAUGCGGAAGAUGGGAUUCGGAGAACGAUGGAUCGGGUGGAUCAUGAAAUGCAUAAAGUCGGUUGUGUAUAAAGUACUCAUCAACGGGCAACCACGGGGAAAAAUAACUCCGAAUAGGGGCCUACGUCAGGGAGAUCCUUUAUCUCCCUACAUCUUUAUUCUCUGUACAGAAGUUUUGAUAUCAAAUCUUAAACGGGCAGAAUCUGUUAAAUCUCUAACGGGUCUGAAGGUGGCUCGUGCAAGCCCACCAGUAUCACAUUUACUAUUUGCGGAUGAUAGCUUAUUUUUUUGCAAGGCAUCGGUUGAGGAGAGUGCAGUUUUACUACAAAUUCUUCAGAACUACGAACGGGCAUCAGGCCAAAAAAUAAAUUUUGAUAAAUCAUCUAUCCAAUUUGGCCAUACGGUGGAGACAACGGUACGUGCGGAGAUUCAUCAGAUGUUAGGUAUACAUAAGGUCGGGGGAGUUGGUAACUAUUUAGGUGUCCCAGAGAGCUUGGGGGGUGCCAAAACAAAGAUUUUUAGUUUCUUGAUCGAUAGACAGCAGAAGCGGAUAAACGGCUGGACAUCUAAGGUUCUAUCUAAAGGGGGAAAAGAAGUAAUGGUCAAGUCUGUACUUUCGGCGAUGCCGACACAUGUCAUGUCAUGUUUUAGAUUACCAAAGGGAGUAACAAAUAAACUAACAAGUGCGGUAGCAAAUUUUUGGUGGAGCACAAAUUCCCAAACACGGGGUAUGCAUUGGCUCGCGUGGCGGAAGCUGUGUCGACAUAAAACUGACGGGGGACUGGGAUUUAGGGUAAUAGAAGAUUUUAACACAGCGCUACUCGCAAAACAGUUAUGGCGCCUAAUGGAUAACCCGGAUUCCCUGUUUGCUAAAGUUUUCAAGGGGAGAUAUUUUCGGAACUCAACCCCCUUGGACCCAAUUCGCUCUUACUCUCCAUCUUAUGGAUGGCAGAGUAUCGUUUCAGCUCGACCUCUGGUAUGCAAAGGACUUAUUAAAAGAGUUGGUUCAGGUUCAUCUAUCUAUGUAUGGUAUGACCCCUGGAUUUCCGAUUCUUGCCCGAGGCCAGCUAUCUGUAAAGGAAUUAAUUACUACCCACACCUCACGGUGAAUCAGUUAAUUAAUUCCCAGACCUCAACGUGGAAUCGACCACUAUUGCAACAAUUUUUUGAGAGUGAGGAAAUCACUCGCAUUACGGGUAUACCAGUGGCUACUGGAUAUAAACCCGAUACCUGGGGCUGGUUUUAUACAACAACGGGUCGGUAUACGGUUAAAUCGGGAUAUACUGUGCUACAGGAGCUUUCUCAGAUGAGGGGACACUACCAGUCUUUGGACCGGACACUCGGAGAUUGCAAGCGCAAUCCUGGAAGGUUAAAUGCACCACAAAACUCCAACAUUUUCUCUGGCAAAUUAUUACCGGAUGUUUAUCGGUUGGCGCACGUUUAUGUAGUCGGGGAAUGCGUGUGGACCCACUGUGCGUGA